AUGGCAAUGCACAAAGAGCACAUGUGGUACUUGGGGAAAAUUUGUGCUUUCUUUAAUGAUAAUAGACAAGAAGGUCAAGCUAAAAGAGAGAAUAGCAGAGUAUUCGUUCUUGAUUUCGGCAUAAGAGCCAUCGUUGGGGAGAGUGUGAACCAAAACAUCGGCAUGUUUAGGUGGUGUGAGAAUUGUCUAGGAGCAUUAGAUGGCACCUACGUUAAUGUAAGGGUGUCUUCACAAGAAAAGGGGAAGUAUCGGACAAGAAAAAAUACUGUUGCUAUGAACGUAUUGGGUGUAUGCUCUCCCAAUAUGGAAUUUAUCUAUGUUCUUCCGGGUUGGGAAGGAUCCGCUCAUGAUGUUCGUGUCCUUCGUAAUGCCCUCUCUAGGCCAAAUGGCUUUAGGGUACCUCGAGGUAACUAUUAUCUAGUUGAUGCGGGGUAUACAAAUUGUGAGGGAUUUCUCGCACCUUAUAGAGGGCAAAGAUACCACCUCAAAGAAUGGGGUGAUAGACAACCUGAAAGUGCGGAGGAAUACUUUAAUAUGAAGCACGCGAAGGCAAGGAAUGUUAUAGAAAGGACUUUUGGAUUACUCAAGGGAAGAUGGUCUAUACUUAGAAGCCCUUCUUUCUUUCCCAUCCGGACUCAAGGUCGUAUUGUUAUGGCUUGUUGUCUAAUACAUAACUUAAUUAGGAGAGUUAUGCCUUCAGACGAUAUAGAGGAAGUAGAGAGUGAAAGUGAUGAUGAGUCCGAUGAUUCUGAUGAUGAAAUUGAGUUUAUUACGAAUAUUGCAACUUCUGAUCGUUGGACUACAUUUAGAAAUACACUAGCGCAAGAUAUGUUUAAUGCAUGGAGGGCACGAGGUCGGCAUGCUCAUUAG
Beta vulgaris subsp. vulgaris (sugar beet) is the source of this 870-nucleotide messenger RNA. RefSeq names its product protein ALP1-like. The transcript has 4 exons. NCBI's taxonomy places the organism in Eukaryota, Viridiplantae, Streptophyta, Magnoliopsida, Caryophyllales, Amaranthaceae. Bases 1 to 870 code for a protein of 289 amino acids. The record is from RefSeq and is a predicted model, not a curated record.